AUGGUAGUACCUAGAAAACAAUAUCAGCACUCACAAGAACUAAAUGCUUAUAUUGUUGGUGGCGACAUUCUCUUCUUAUUUCUGAUUUUUACAUUAUACAAUCAAGCUAAAUCAAAUAAUGAUGAAAAUCUAUGUGAAAAUCAAAAGGAUGGAAUAUUUGUACAAAAUCCAGAAAAAUGUGAACUUUUCUAUCAAUGUCGUAAUGGUGAACCAUUAUUGGCUUCAUGUCCAGAAGGAAUGUAUUUUGAUCCAAAAUCUGGUAUAUGUGAUAUGGCAAAUAAUGUUUUUUGUAAACAUGAUUUCAUUGAUCCAGAAAUUAAUGAUGAAAUCAUUGAAUGUCCCGAAGAUGAAAACAAAGAGAUAUUAACAUUUAUUGCAAGUACAAUUGAUUGUAAUCGUUAUUAUAUUUGUUAUCAUGGUAAUCCAAUUAAACAAGAAUGUAUUCCAGAAUUACAUUUUAAUAAUAAAACGAAACGUUGUGAUUUCAAAGAGAAUGCAAAAUGUACAAUAACAAAUAUUAGAUGUGGUCCAGAAUUUCAUAAGCAUACAUUACCACAUCCAAUUAAUUGUAGUUUAUAUUAUUAUUGUAUUUUGGGUUUACCAUUAAUACAACGUUGCCCAUUUUAUCAUCAUUUCGAUAUAUCGAGUAGAAGUUGUAAAUGGCAGAAUAAGAGCAAUUGUUUCUUCUUAGAACAGACAGUUUCUUCUCUUCCGGGACAGCCAGUACCACGAGAUUUGCAUGGCAGUUUCAUCACUGUCCCCGCAUAA
This is a messenger RNA of Condylostylus longicornis, 768 nucleotides long. Its product is annotated as protein obstructor-E-like. Gene Ontology annotation, cellular component: extracellular region. The coding region runs from base 1 to 768 and encodes 255 amino acids. Gene Ontology annotation, molecular function: chitin binding. NCBI's taxonomy places the organism in Eukaryota, Metazoa, Arthropoda, Insecta, Diptera, Dolichopodidae. The record is from RefSeq and is a predicted model, not a curated record. The transcript has 4 exons.